Eucalyptus grandis is the source of this 2532-nucleotide messenger RNA. RefSeq names its product disease resistance protein RUN1-like. The record is from RefSeq and is a predicted model, not a curated record. Gene Ontology annotation, biological process: defense response. Gene Ontology annotation, molecular function: protein binding; ADP binding. Bases 1 to 2532 code for a protein of 843 amino acids. Lineage: Eukaryota; Viridiplantae; Streptophyta; Magnoliopsida; Myrtales; Myrtaceae. The transcript has 4 exons.
AUGAUCAAAAGAGUAUUUAGAAAUAAAAAAGUACUCAUCAUACUUGAUGAUGUAGAUGAGAAAGAGCAACUUGAAAAUCUAGCUGGAAAAUCUGAUUGGUUUUGUUCUGGUAGUAGAAUCAUUAUCACAACUCGGGAAGAAAGCAUCCUAAAGACUCAAGUAGACCAACUUAAAGGAAUUUUGCCUUACGAAGUUCUUGGAAUGAGAUUUGAUCUAGCACUUGAUCUGUUUUAUAAGUAUGCAUUUAGAAGUAACUCUGCUGUAAAAGAAUAUGGGGAUCCUUCGAGAGAAAUUGUUCAUACAGUGGGCAUGCUUCCUUUGGCCGUUGUGGUGAUAGGGUCUCAUCUUUUUGACUUGGGCAGUGAUCUGGGGCAUUUGGAUAAAAGAGAAAAAAAUGAAGAUGUUGAAGCGCUAAGCCUGAUGUUCGAUGGCCACAACUUCACACAAAAAGAAUUAGCUUGUCUACCAAAAUUAAGGUUUCUUCGAGUGAAAGGGUCUGAUUUUUCUGGCAACUUUGAGAAUCUUCUUUCAGAGCUAAGAUGGCUUUCAUGGCAAACAGGGCAAACAACUUUCCGUGCAAACAACUUUCACUUUAGUAAUUUGGUCAUCCUCGACCUUUCAGAUAGUGAUAUUGGAGAUGAUUGGGUUGGGUGGAGCCAAAUGAAGAUGGAUAGAUUGAAGGUUUUAGAUCUGACGGGUUGCAUAAGGUUAAAAAAGACACCUGACUUUUCUAAUUUCAUGUCUUUGGAGAAGCUAAUUCUUGCUGGGUGUGUUGAGUUAACCACAAUUGACCACUCCAUUGGUAAGCUAAAGCACCUAACGACUUUGAAUAUCAAGGGUUGCAAGUUGCUUGGGGAGUUCCCCAAAGAAGUUGGUUCUCUACGAUCUUUGACAAAGGUUAUUAUGCCCCAAACUUUUCAACGCUUCAAACUUUCAGAGACAUUCGGCAAUCUAGAAUCUUUGUCGAGUUUGAUAUUAGACGAGCACCUUGGAAUCAGCCGACCUCCAAGCUAUAUUGGAGGGUUAGUGAAAGUUACACAUUUAUCUUUACGUUGGUGUGUGGGGAUAGAGAAGCUUCCAUGCUCUCUUGGAAAAAUGGAAAUGUUGGUUGAGUUGGAUUUAUCAAUGUCAGGAAUAGUUGAACUGCCUAAUUCCAUUGGAGAUAUGAAGAAACUAAAAGUGAUUAGAGUAAGCUAUACAAAGAUAAGAAAGUUUCCUCGUACAAUUGGGCAGGUGGAGAUGCUUGAAGAGUUACAUGCCAAGAAAUGUUGGGAUAUGACAUAUGAAAACCUGGAAGAAAUUGGGAAGCUAUCCCACUUGAAGAUAUUGGACUUAUCCUACACUCAUGUAUCAAGAUUCCCCACAGUGCUAGGUUCUCUCUCUUGUCUCCAAACUCUUGAAUUGGGUUCAAGUGCUCUUCAAGGAGUGCCUGAGCUUCCCUCAAGUUUGACAUGCCUUCACAUUCAAGCACGUCAGUUCCCAUAUAUCCCUAAUAUCUUAAGCCUCGUCCAUUUAGAUUAUCUGGAAUUAUCUGGAUUAACCGUUUCAAGAGAGGAACCUGACCCAAGCUGGAUGAACAAUUCACCAGAAAAACAACUGAUUCAUUCAUUUCCAUGUAACUUGUCAACCUUGAAAUGUAGGGGCAUCAAGCUACUACCACCUCUUUCCAACUUAGAAAAUUUGUCAAUUCUAUGUGUCAUUGAAUAUCCAAUGCCAUACUUCUCUAUCUAUGAAGAGCUAAUAAAUUUGACAGAAUUGAAACUAAGUAAAUGCAAGUUCAUCGAGAAAAUAUUUCUUCUCUCAGUCUUGAAGAACCUACAGCGCUUGGAUCUAAACAGAUUGGACGGGCUGGUUGAGAUUCAAGGUUUGUCAGAAUUGAAAUCCUUGUUGUACUUUCGUAUCUCUGACUGUUAUAAAUUAGAAAGGUUACCCAACUUAUCAAAGUUAGAUAAGCUACAGCACAUUGAGCUAGAAGCUUGUCCAAAAAUAAAAGCGAUUAAGGGCAUUAAGGGCUUAGAAAGCUUGGUAUUGGAUAACUGUGGUUGCACUGUCCUGGAGAGGUUGUGGGAUGUCUCAGGGUCAACUUGGCUUUCCCACGAAACACCUAAAUGCCAGGUGUUCCUAAGUUUUAGUGGACCAGACACUUCUUAUAGCAUUGUCGAACUCCUUUACAAGAACUUGGUUCGAAACCAAAUUUCGGUUUUUAGGGCUGAUGACAUGGUGAGCUCUGGUGAUGGAACUAAUGAAGGGCUUCCAAGAGCACUUAGGCCCCGUUUGCCGCCACCGCCGCGUGGGGGUCCCGCGUCCCCGGUGACCACUGCUUGGGGUGGCGAGACCCGCGACCUAGGCGGCGUCGCCUGGCGGGCGCGAGCCAGGCGAUGCCGCCUGGGUCCGCGCGGACCGCAAGCCGCUAGAUCUGGCCGUCCGGUGGCAGAUCGGGCGGUCUUGAGGCAGAUCUCGGCCUCCGCGAUCUCAGCUGCCAGAUCUGGUGGUUCGGCGGCCAGAUCUGGUUGGCUGGCCACCGGAAUUUGA